This is a messenger RNA of Hemicordylus capensis (graceful crag lizard), 1357 nucleotides long. It is a transcript of the gene STOML2, whose product is annotated as stomatin like 2. The record is from RefSeq and is a predicted model, not a curated record. Bases 5 to 1198 code for a protein of 397 amino acids. Lineage: Eukaryota; Metazoa; Chordata; Lepidosauria; Squamata; Cordylidae. Gene Ontology annotation, cellular component: membrane. The transcript has 10 exons.
UCGAAUGGUAGCCGGAAGUGGGGGGGCCGCGCGUGGCUCUCUCGCGGGGCCCGGAGCGGAAGGGUUUGGAUGUCGGACCGGCUUCCGGCGCCAGUCAGAGCGAGCGAUGCUGGCGCAGCGCGUGGGGCGGGCGGUCGCCGGGGGACUCCUGCGGCAGAGCUGCCGGCGGGCAGUGGCCCCGGGGUGGCUGGCCCCGGCGGCGCCCCAGAGGGGGCUCUCCAGCCUGCCCAUGAACACCGUGGUCCUCUUCGUGCCCCAGCAGGAGGCCUGGGUGGUGGAGCGCAUGGGCAGGUUCCACCGCAUCCUGGAGCCGGGGCUGAACUUCCUCAUCCCGCUUCUGGACCGCAUCCGCUACGUUCAGAGCCUGAAAGAGAUUGUCAUCAAUGUGCCAGAGCAGUCGGCUGUUAGCCUUGACAACGUGACUCUCCAGAUAGACGGCGUCCUCUACUUGCGCAUCAUGGACCCCUACAAGGCGAGUUAUGGAGUGGAGGACCCGGAGUAUGCAGUGACUCAGCUGGCCCAGACCACCAUGCGCUCGGAGCUGGGCAAGCUCUCCCUCGACAAAGUCUUCCGGGAGCGCGAAUCCCUCAACGCCAGCAUCGUGGACGCCAUCAACCAGGCCUCGGACUAUUGGGGCAUCCGGUGCCUGCGCUACGAGAUCAAGGACAUCCACGUGCCACCCCGUGUGAAGGAGUCCAUGCAGAUGCAGGUGGAGGCUGAGAGGCGCAAGCGGGCGACGGUGCUGGAGUCCGAAGGAACGCGGGAGUCCGCCAUCAAUGUGGCCGAGGGACAGAAGCAAGCGCAGAUCCUGGCUUCCGAGGCAGAGAAAGCAGAGCGGAUCAACAAUGCUGCCGGAGAGGCCAAUGCCAUGCUGGUGAAGGCUCAGGCCAAAGCAGAGGCGAUUCGACUCUUGGCAGCUGCACUGGCCCAGCAGAAUGGCAGUGCAGCGGCUUCCUUCUCCGUGGCUGAGCAGUACGUGGGUGCCUUCUCCAAGCUGGCCAAAGAGGCCAACACCAUCCUGCUGCCCUCCAACACCGGAGAUGUUCCCAACAUGGUUGCCCAGGCCCUGGGGAUCUACGCCAGCCUGAGCAAGCCCCAGCUGGCAAAGGCUGCAGAAGACACAGCGCUCCCUGACCACCAGGCCCAGCAGCCUUCAAGCAUAGAGUAUCCUGAGCCCCAGCAGCCGCGGACCAGCUAACAGAGAAGCUCGCAGGCACGGAUCGUGGGGACAGUCCUCCUCACUUGUGCCUGCUGUCCAUGGGCCCUGUAGCCCUUGUGCUCAGACUCUUAUUCCUCCCCCACUUUGCUUUAUUUUCUAAUUUCAAUUUAAUCAUGGAAUAAAAGGAGAUGGCCUGGG